CGAAAAAGUUACGUUUUUUUGUCUAUAAAUAGGGAAUUUUCAAUAAUUUUUAGCUUAUCAAACUACAACCACAAUGGGUCGUCGUUCAAUAAACACCACAAAAAGUGGGAAAUACAUGAAUCCAACGGAUCAAGCUCGCAAGGAAGCCCGAAAAAAGGAACUGAAGAAAAAUAAAAAGCAACGGCAAAUGGUUCGAGCUGCCGUUCUGAAGGGAAAAGAUCCAGCGCAGCUAAUUGAAGAGAUGGAAAAGAUAGACGAAAUGGAAUUCAAUGUGUACCAACCAUCACCGUUAAACGAGAAGGUCCUUAAGGAAAAAAGAAAGAAGCUAAAGGAAACAUUAGAUCGAGUAAUGCGCUUAUAUCAAGCGGAUGAUCCAGAUUUAUGGGGUGAACUAAAACGGAAGGAAGUAGACUACGAAAAACGCCGUAAUAAAAGAAUUCAAUACUACGAAAGUGUACGGCAUGCGGAACAAGUUCAAGUCGACGAUAUUCCGUUGCCAUCGGCAAACGAAACGCCGACCCCUUUGUCGAUUCCACGUAUCCCUAUUCCUCCGGUGUUGCCGGCAAUUAUUCCCCCCAUCAAACCUGCCCCACCUCCAGUAUUGAAGAAACCUGUUGAAAAUCCCGUCGAACCCUUGGAACCAGUGGACGAUGACGACGACAUCCCUGGUUGUCCUCCUGGACCGCCGCCCGACUUGUUUGCGAUGCCGGAAUUAGAUUUCGAUUUAGAAGAAUUUCAUAACGAAACACAGAAAAGUGUCAAAUUCUUCGAUGAUGCCGAUUCUCGUGACAAUUCAGACGAUUCUGAUAUCGAAAAACCAAAACAACCCAGCACUGUACAGCAGAAAAUGUUGGCCAUAUCCGGUCAAAAUUUGGACGAAUUUAUGAAGGAGAUGGAGAACGUACAGAAGAAAAAAGAUCAGUUAGAUCUAGCUGCGACAGGAGUGAUUCCGAUUCCUGCCAAACCUCCAAUUGCUCUCCCAAAUCCAGCACCACAUCCCUCAGAUCCAACAGUCAAAUACGUUCCCAUGCCAUCGAUUCCAAUGCCUGGACCCAUUCAGCCAGCUCUUAUGAUUCGCCCGCCUCCGCUGCGCCCGGGAAUUCCUGGCAUUCCAGGGCUGCGAAUGCCCCCUCGACCACCACCCGGUAUUCCUCCACGAUUAGGCAUUCGCAUGCCUCCGGGACCUCCAGCUGGACCACCACCGAAACACAUCCAGCAGCAGCACAUGCGAAACAUGCUCCAUCAGCAGCAGCAGCAUAAGGAUCCGAAAAGUGCAACCAUUUCCGCUAAACCACAGAUCCGAAAUCUCAGCGCCGAUGUUACCCGAUUUGUUCCGAGUACUUUGCGAACCAAAAAGGACGAAGGUAUCAACAAGCGACCGCAGCAGAACCGUGCGGAUCACGGACAUCAUCUAUCCCAGCAGCAUCACCACCAUCACCAUCAUCAACAGCAGCAACAGCAUCAGCACCACCACCAGCACCAUAUGUCGCACCACCAACAGCAGCAUCCAGUGGGACGGUCCGGUAAUGUGGGUGCACCCGAGCCGGGCAAACCGAGCAAGGAUGACGCUUACAUGCAGUUUAUGCGCGAGAUGGAGGGUUUGCUUUAGAUGGUUUGACGUGUCAAGCUUUAGGUUUCUUGCAAGAAAU
Messenger RNA from Sabethes cyaneus, 1649 nucleotides. RefSeq names its product WW domain-binding protein 11-like. The transcript has a single exon. The record is from RefSeq and is a predicted model, not a curated record. Gene Ontology annotation, cellular component: spliceosomal complex. Bases 74 to 1609 code for a protein of 511 amino acids. Gene Ontology annotation, biological process: mRNA cis splicing, via spliceosome. Lineage: Eukaryota; Metazoa; Arthropoda; Insecta; Diptera; Culicidae.